AUGCUUGUGGCGGUGCUGAUGUGGCGCUCCCAAAUCGCGCACUUCACGUUCUUAUCAGCCAUUGUCCUCUCCACGAUCAAGAACGCUGGCGACUUCUACAUGGACGUCAUCAGCAGCAAGUACGAAGAAGCUGCAAGCAACUCCAAGGUUCCAGUGAGCAAGAAGAUCCUUAGCGCCUCAGGGGCUCUUGCCGACGUCAUGCUGGGAAAGUGA
Molecule: messenger RNA, 213 nt
Organism: Symbiodinium sp. CCMP2456
Lineage: Eukaryota; Dinophyceae; Suessiales; Symbiodiniaceae
Source: the annotation of a GenBank genome assembly